This is a messenger RNA of Coccinella septempunctata (seven-spotted ladybird), 507 nucleotides long. Its product is annotated as loricrin-like. The record is from RefSeq and is a predicted model, not a curated record. The coding region runs from base 21 to 467 and encodes 148 amino acids. The transcript is spliced from 3 exons. NCBI's taxonomy places the organism in Eukaryota, Metazoa, Arthropoda, Insecta, Coleoptera, Coccinellidae.
UGGGGAUAUUAUGCAGGACAAUGUCGUCCGCAUUUUUUUCUGCACUUAGACUACUCCUCAUAUUAGCAGUGAUUUCAUCAGCAGUUCUGUCCUUGCAAACAAAUGAUGAUCUGGGUGAGAUCUUCAGACCUUAUCGUGGUAGAAACGUGAAAUCAUCGGAGAGAGAAACUUCAAGAAGUGGCGUUUCAAAGUUGGUACCAGAAAAUCAAAAAAAAGUGGAUUGCUAUAGACGUGGCGGUUAUAGAACAGGUGGGGGUGGAGGAGGUAUACCACCAGUCAUAAUUAUAGGGGGUGGUGGAGGUAAUGGGGCCAUUCCAGGGAUGGUGAUACCAGGUGCAGCUGGGGGUGCAGGAGGUGGAGGUGUUCCUGCCACUGGAUCAGGGGGAAGUGCACCAGGUCCAGCAGGUGGAACUUCUGGUGGAGGAGCUGGUACAGCUGCAGAUGCAACUACAGUACCAACAGCUUGAUUGUAUCGUUUGAUGAGAUCUAAUAAAUGAUAAUUACUCA